AUGCCUCCGCUUAGAUUUCUUUGUAUACUUUCCCUUUUAAUAAUCGGGAGCCAGUGUCGCGACGUCUCGUUCAAAAAUGUAAAACUACAAACCGGAAUAAACCAAACCGUGGCCACAAUCACCGAAGACACCACUAUCAAACCGUACCUACCCAAUCGCCCCCUCGACUUUCUUGCAAUCACCGGAAGAAUCCCCGUCCUCUACGAAAACUCGAUCACCGACAUCACUACCGUAAAAUAUCUCUCCCUUUGGAAAAACCAAAUCGAAGAAAUCCGUCCAGGAGCAUUCCGCAACUUCGAUGGAGUCCAAAGGUUCGACAUUUCUUACAGCAACUUCACCACCCUCAAAAGAAAUACUUUCGGCGACCUGAAACUGAAAACCCUGAGGAUCACGUUCAACCACCAGCUCGAAACGUUGGAAGAGGGUGCUUUGGACAACCAGCACAUCGAGGAGUUAAGUUUGGCAUCCAACGCGCUGAAAACUCUUCCCAAAAAUGUUUUCAAGAAAAUGACGAAUCUCAGGGUGUUGGACGUGUCUGCGAAUGCGCUUACUGAGAUUGCGCCGGAGUUUGUAGGGGCGAAUCUGGUGAGGGUGUUCUUCGCCUACAACAAGCUUACUGGUAUUCCGGAUGGUAUUUUCAACAAACAUCGUAGUCUACAAGAAGUGGAUUUGUCGGGUAACCAGAUAAUGAUGAUUGAUUCGGCUGCCUUUGACGAUAUGGUGCAGUUGAAAAAUAUCAGUUUGGGUAUUAACAAAAUUACGAAAAUUGAUAGGAGAUGGUUCCGUGGUACUAACAAUCUGCGUCGAGUACAUUUGGUUCGUAACGAUAUCGAAGAAGUUCCAGAUGAGGCCUUCAGUAACAUUUACAACGAAAAUUUGGAAGUUAUUGAUUUAGAUGAGAAUAGUAUUAAAAGAGUUUCGCCUGUGGGUUUCAAGGGGUUGAGAAAAAUAGGUUCUUUGAGGUUAAGUAUCAACAAUAUUGAUAAGUGGGAUGCAAGCUUUUUGGCGGAUGUUGAAAAUAUAGAUUUGUUGGAUUUGUCUUCCAACAGGAUUGGGUGUCCUGAAGGUGACUUUAAUCAGGUGUUUAAGGCGGUUUCUACUGAUCUCAAAUUUAACCCUCUUAACCCUGAAUGCGUCGAAAAAAUUAAAAACUGGAAGAAACUUGAUUCUUCGAAUGGACAUAUUAUCAGUACUAACUUUUAA
Molecule: messenger RNA, 1203 nt
Organism: Zophobas morio
Lineage: Eukaryota; Metazoa; Arthropoda; Insecta; Coleoptera; Tenebrionidae
Product: phospholipase A2 inhibitor beta-like
Exons: 1
Coding region: 1-1203 (400 amino acids)
Cellular component (GO): plasma membrane
Molecular function (GO): protein binding
Source: RefSeq, a predicted model, not a curated record